CAUCAGCCAGCGUCAUUUCAAGCUUCAUUUUCACCAGCUUUGCUUUCUCCGUUUCGUUGAUAUUUAGUAUUAAUUUUGCGCCUGUUCUUUACUAUAUUCCCUUCUUGUUCUUUUUAAUACCGCGAUUUCCCUAUAUACAGACUCAACGAGCAAAGAGAGAGAGAGAGAGAAAAGGACCACACUGAAAUGUAUCAUCACUGGGGACAUGGCACUUCAACCCCCGCAGUAGGAUCCGCCACUUCAGGGUCCCGAAUCGACUCGCCCUCGCAAUCCCCAUCGCAGUCUUCCUACCAGAUGUCGCAGAUGCGAUGGUUACCGUCUAUGAUUACUCGAUCCGCUACUCACUCGCACAAUUCCCUACCGACUAUUUCGUCAAACUUUCGCCUAGGACAACAACAACAACAACAACAACAAGAAGAACAGCAGCAACAGCAGCAACAGCCACAACACCACGCUCAUCAUCACCAUCCACAUUCGCAUCCACAUCAUCCCCACCAUCAUCAGCAUCAUCAUCAUCACCAGCAACAGCAGCAAGGUCAGCCACCCCCGCCGGUUUCGGUGGUUCUCGAGUCGAGGGCGCCUCCUGCGUCUUCUGGACAACAGACCGGAGCUAGGGGCGCACCUGAGUUGGUGGAAAGUGAGGAAAGCGAUCGGUCAGAUAGUCCUGGGGAGACACCGGGCGCCAGGGAUGUCGGGGGGGUAGGGGACCCGGAUUUUGCGCCGUCUCCGGGGGAGCAUGGACGGCAGUCUACUGGUCGCGGGAGAGGUGGGAGGCAAAAUCUUGCUGGGAGAGGGGACGAGGAUCUCGACGACCGGGAAGGCAUGAGCGGGGGCGUGGGAGAAAGCGGCGAGAGUACCUCCGGGGGAGGCACGGGCAUGAGAGAAGGCCCCGAUACACUACGAAAACACGGGAAACGGCUUACAACCAAGGAGGAAGUGUGCUUGUUUGAGAUCUGCAAUCGACAUGCGGCGGGAUUCGGGCAGCGGAGUAAUCUCUGCAAGUGGUGGAUGACGGUGACCAUGGAGUUCACGCGGGGCCAGAAGCACCCAUACUCGUGGCACUCUGUGCGGCGCAAGGUUGAGAUAGUGACGAAGCAGCGCAUGAAGUUCCUGGAGGAACAGCGUGAGAAAGGCGUCGGCGAGGGGGAGGAUCUGUCAAAUCCACGCUGGCGCGCUGUCGUCGACGCCUGGAUUCCUACCUGGCAGCGCUGGGAAGAGGCGGAAGCGCGGCGCAUCGAGAAACGAGACUCCCGGCGUCCUCGCAAGAGGAAGUGGAUCGGAGAUGGGUGGGAGACGCCUCAAGCUGAUAGCUGGAGAGCCCCAUCGAGCAGUAGCCCCCUCGUGAACCAUACCCCGACUCCAAACCACCCGCACAAUCACAACCAUUCGCACCCCGUCACACCUAUGGCACCUACCCCCCCGGUCGUCUCAACACCUGUCCGACUGCCCCCAGGCUUCGACAACAUGUUCUCUGGCCAAACCACCACAUCCACCCCGAACAACCCAAAUCACCCAUCUUCAUCCAACACCACCGGCACAGACUCAACCAUGAUGGCGGCCGUCCUCGAAACCCUCGGCAAACUAAACAAGCACCUCGACGCCGCAAACCCGGACUCGCGCUCUUCCUUCCCACCCACCUCAGAGGCUCGCGCCACUACGGCAAACUCCCUCAACCGCUCCUCCUCCCAAUCCCACUCCAACAUAGACGACGGAAGCGGAGUCGGCAGCGAAGACCCGCCCUCCCCCCCAUUGCAACCCCAACUUCACCUCUCCUCCACACUGAUCAACAAACUCAAGGCAGAGAUCCGUCGAGAAAUGCGCAACGAAUUCCGCGAGGAGUGGGAGAAAGAACGCGCAUCUCUAGAAGAAAAGCUCGAUUCCGUGCAGAGGACGCAGGAGAUGAUUCUCGAGAUGCUCAGACAGGAACCUACCUAGCUAAUUUUCUUUUCUUUUCUUUUCUUUUCUUUCCCCUUUUUCUUCCUUUCCUCUGGGGGUUUUUUUUAUUUUUUUUUCUGCUCUCAUAUGAUACCAUGCCCUGCUAUACCAUACCAUACCAUACCAAUCUAUCACGUUAUUCAUCUAUUGUUAAUUUUUUUUUUAUUGUCUAUUGUCUAUUGUUUAUUGUGUUGGGAGUUUUCCUAUACAAGCAUCAUGAUAAGCUCAAGCUUUCUAUAAUGUAUUUACCUACUUAUCCAGAUCCCCUGCGAUAGAUCCUGCAUAUACAUAAUAAUAUACCUAACU
Molecule: messenger RNA, 2241 nt
Organism: Aspergillus ochraceoroseus IBT 24754
Lineage: Eukaryota; Fungi; Ascomycota; Eurotiomycetes; Eurotiales; Aspergillaceae
Exons: 1
Coding region: 187-1935 (582 amino acids)
Biological process (GO): regulation of transcription by RNA polymerase II
Cellular component (GO): nucleus
Molecular function (GO): transcription cis-regulatory region binding
Source: RefSeq, a predicted model, not a curated record